This is a messenger RNA of Capronia epimyces CBS 606.96, 1512 nucleotides long. RefSeq lists its product as uncharacterized. NCBI's taxonomy places the organism in Eukaryota, Fungi, Ascomycota, Eurotiomycetes, Chaetothyriales, Herpotrichiellaceae. The transcript is spliced from 2 exons. Bases 1 to 1512 code for a protein of 503 amino acids. Gene Ontology annotation, biological process: lipid metabolic process. Gene Ontology annotation, molecular function: phosphoric diester hydrolase activity. The record is from RefSeq and is a predicted model, not a curated record.
AUGGGCACUCGCAUUGGCCCCAGUUUCGACGAUGAAGCCCGCCCAAGUCCUUCAAAUGCGGCCCUUGGGGGUGGCAAAACUACCUUCGUUUUGAUCGAGCCGUCCGGCGUUGAAGACAUUGGUGAUCUAGGAGUGCCCAAGCCCGCGCCCGCUCUCUGGAGAAGAGUCCAGACGUGCGUGAGGUCCAUGUUCAACAACUCUGCUGCUCCGCUAUGGGCCAAGGCCUCUGGUCACAGGCUCUGGCCCACGCCAUUUCUCGGCCGGAGACCACGAUUAUACAGAUUACUGGUCAGCCUCGUUAUCGCUUACCUCUCCGUCGUCGGCGCCGUCCAUGUCCUCGACAACCUGUUCGGCGCUUUCGAAGCAGCAGUACCAGCAUUUCCCGAUCACCUAGACAGGUUCGUCUACUCUGGGAUUCGGCCCGGUGAACUGUCGGCGUCAUCGUCAGAAUCACUGUCACAUUGGCCCACUGAUGCAACAGGCGACAUCCACCCCGUCAACUGUCACUCGCAUAACGACUACUGGCGGGCCGUGCCCCUGUACGAUGCCAUCUACGCCGGCUGCACGGGCGUGGAAGCGGACGUGUGGCUUGUCGACGAUAGACUCUUGGUCGGCCACCGCCGCUUAGCCUUGACUUCGAGUCGCACUCUCCAAGACCUAUAUCUGAACCCGCUGCUGGACCUGCUAGAGCAGCAAAACCCGCAGAUGCAGAUCGAACACCAUGCCCAGCCGAGGGCCAGGGCCAGGGACAUGGAUAGCAUGGAGAUGGAUGAGGACGGGGACGAGGACGAUCCCAUCCCCGGUACCGGCAUGUUGAACGGCGUCUUCGACGUCGACCCGACCCAGACGCUCGUCGUCCUCAUCGACUUCAAGACUUCGGGUCCCAGGCUCUGGGCGAAAUUGAACGACGAGCUGGGGCCCCUCCGCGAAAGGGGCUACCUGACUCAUUUCAACGGCUCCACCGUUGUUCGGAGACCCGUCACCGUGGUUGGGUCCGGGAACGCCCCAUUCGACCUGUUGAUCCAAAACGACACGUAUCGCGAUGUCUUCUUUGACGCGCCGCUGGAAGCCUUGGCCGACACUUCGUCCCUAUGGCCCAACCCGAACCGAGAGCAGGAUCCAACGAGGGCUUCUGCUCAUCGGGCCGGCAGUGGCAGUCAUGUUUCUUCUGAUUCAAGCCCGAAGCACGCCGGUCCUGAGCCUAGGACACCCACUUCCACAGAACAGAAGCAGCAAGGGCAACAGCAAGAGCAAGAGCAGCAUCAAAGCCGAAAUCGAAAUCAAAAUGGAAAUGGAAUCGGAAAUGGAAACCAAACCCUCGACCAAGGCGGAUCUGCCACAGCUGUUUCGGAGUCCACCCCGGUCUACGACCCGACGAACAGCUAUUACGCCAGCGUAUCCUUCACCCGCUCCAUCGGCCGCAUCUGGGGCUCGCGUCUGACGCAGUCCCAGCUCCAGCUCAUCCGGUCCCAGAUUCGGGGUGCCCAUCAGAGGGGUUUGAAAGUUCGGUAG